GAUUGAGAGGGGGCAACACUUCUGAUCAGAGGCUCAACAGCGCAGGGCAGUUUCUUCAGAGGAGCGAAGAGGAAGAGUGCGCGAGAGAGGGUGCCCCAUCCUUCACACAAACUGGAGGAAUCCACACUCCAACACUAAUGGCUGUUUGAGAAAAUAAUAAUUUCCCCCCUCUCUCUUUCUCUGGGACUUUUGGCUACUAGUUAUCUCCUAAUCAGAAAUUGUCACAAGUAUUUUUUCAGUUGCUCUUGAAAAAUUAAUCCGCCUUUGCCGUGGACGUCCCUGGCGACCAUGGAUACCCAUAUAAGAUGGAAAGUAAAACGGAGGAUAAAGGACGCGCAAAUCACUUUAGCAAUAAUUCUACUUUUUGUCACAUCGCAAGCCAGUUCAGUGGAGCCAGCGGACCUCUUGAAGAUUUUAGAUUUUCCCAGUUUACCUGACGGCGUUACGAAAACGACAGGUUUCUGCGCGCAUAGGAAGUCAACAAAAGGAGCCGAUGUGGCCUACAGAGUAUCCAAAGAAGCCCAGCUCAGCGCCCCCACCAAACAACUGUACCCUGCUGACGUGUUCCCUGAGGACUUCUCCAUCCUGGCUACGGUGAAGCCUAAGAAGGGCUCCCAGUCCUUCCUCUUGUCUGUGUAUAACGAGCAGGGCAUCCAGCAGCUGGGGGUAGAGGUAGGACGCUCCCCUGUCUUCCUGUAUGAGGACCACACAGGCAAACCCAGCCCAGAGGACUACCCUCUCUUCAGAGGACUCAACCUGGCUGACGGAAAGUGGCACCGAGUGGCCAUCAGCGUUCACAAACAGAGCAUCACCAUCAUCCUGGACUGUAAAAAGAAGACCACGCAGAAACUGUCCAGGAGCCCACACCCCAUCAUCGACACCAAAGGAAUUGUGGUCUUCGGAACUAGAAUACUCGAUGAAGAAGUCUUUGAGGGAGACAUCCAGCAGCUGAUGAUUGUAGCCGAUCACCGUGCUGCGUAUGAUUACUGCGAGCACUACAGCCCCGACUGUGAGGUCCCUGUCCCAGAGCAGCCCCAGGCACAGGACCCCAACACCGAUGAAUACAACACAGAGGAGGACAGCUAUUACUAUGAGUAUCCUUACUAUGAGGACACGGAUGGGAAGCCUUCUGAGACUGAGACAGACGAAGCAGCUGGACCUGCCACGGAAGACGUAAAGGUGUCCGUGCCAGAGAGCGGCCGUGUCGUCACCUCCGUCAAAGAGGUGGUGUCAUCAGUAAGGGAGACAGCCAGUCAGGGAGCCGAGGGCAAAGUGUUGACCAGUACCGCCAAUGCUGAAGCUGCCGCUGCUGCUGGAGCUGGGGAGGAUACCAGCCGCUACGACAACUAUGAUACGGAAGGUUACGGCAACUACGAGACGUACUACGACGAGUCCACGGCCCUGCCCGACGUCGCUCGCAGGGUCACCAUCAGCAGUAGCAGCAUGGGGACGGGCACAGGGGUGGAGCUGGACUUGGGGUCAAAGGUUGACCUGGGCACGGGGGCGAAGAUUGAGAAGGUCAUCACCACUAGUGGAGGAUUCACCAUGACACGCAACAGGACCUCAGGAGCAACAGCCUACGAUGGGAACUAUGGCGAGGGCUAUGACCUGUCCUAUGGAGAGGGAGAGGAGGAUGAGUACGGAGUCGGCGGAGGUGGCCACGGCAGCAGAACCAGCAGCAGCAGUACUGUCGAAAUCGGUGCCGGUGGGGGAUCCGUAUCAGUCGGGGGCAGUUCUGUUUCUGUUGGGGGCGGUUCCGUCUCUGUAGGUGGCUCUGCCAGCGCCGGAGGCGGGGCAGCGAGCGCCGGAGGCGGGGCGGCGGGCGCCGGAAGCGGUGCGUCGAGAGCCGGAGGCGGGGCGGCGGGCGCCGGAGGCGGGGCGGCGGGCGCCGGAGGCGGGGCGGCGAGUGCCGGAGGCGGGGCGGCGGGAGCUGGAGCCGGGGGUUCCGUUGCUAGGGGAGCAGGUGGCCAGGGUGUGAAUAUUGAGGGAGAUUACACUGAUCUGGAGGGUGUUGGGUUUAAGGAGGAGUCCAUCUCUGAGUACGGGGAAGAAGAUUAUGGCUAUGGAGACCUGGACUACGGUGGACAGGAGGAAAAGGUGCUGCCGGCAGAGACAGACGAAUACUAUGGACAGGUUGAUGGGUCUCGAGGAGAGAAAGGACAGAAGGGAGAGCCUGCUAUCAUUGAGCCUGGAAUGCUGGUGGAGGGUCCACCCGGGUCUGAAGGCCCAACAGGUCUCCCUGGACCCCCAGGUUCCUCCGGUUCCCCGGGCAGCCCCGGAGACGCAGGAGAGAGGGGUCCGAAUGGUCGUGCUGGUCUUCCUGGUGCGGAUGGUCUUCCAGGACCUCCAGGGACUGUCCUCAUGCUGCCUUUCCGGUUCAGUUCUGGAGGAGACUCUGGACAGAAGGGACCUCAGGUGUCUGCUCAGGAGGCUCAGAUGCAAGCCAUCAUGCAACAGGCCAGGCUUGCGAUGCGUGGUCCUACUGGCCCUAUGGGUUUGACUGGUAGAUCUGGUCCUCUGGGUUCUCCAGGUGUGUCUGGACUGAAGGGAGAUUCUGGAGAGACCGGUCCUCAGGGACCUCGUGGCCCAAUGGGUUCUCAUGGACCCCUUGGGAAGCCUGGUAGAAGGGGACGUGCUGGAUCUGACGGAGCCAGAGGCAUGCCUGGUCAGACCGGAACCAAGGGAGACAGAGGUUUCGAUGGUUUAGCCGGACUUCCCGGUGAGAAGGGACACAGAGGCGAAGCUGGUCCCCAUGGACCUCCCGGACCCACAGGAGAGGAUGGAGAGAGAGGAGACGAUGGAGAGAUUGGGCCACGUGGUCUGCCUGGUGAGCCAGGACCUCGUGGUUUGCUGGGACCAAAGGGACCUCAGGGACCUCCCGGGCAACUUGGUGUGACUGGAAUGGAUGGCCACCCUGGACCCAAAGGAAACAUUGGACCCCAAGGAGAGCCUGGCCCCAGUGGACAGCAAGGAAACCCUGGUGCUCAGGGACUUCCAGGUCCUCAGGGAGCCAUCGGGCCCCCUGGAGAUAAGGGUCCUACCGGAAAAUCAGGACUGCCAGGAAUGCCCGGAGCUGACGGACCCCCGGGUCACCCUGGAAAGGAAGGACCCAACGGAGAGAAAGGACAUUUGGGUCCCACUGGCUCUCAAGGCCCAAUCGGUUAUCCCGGUCCCCGAGGCGUGAAGGGAGCCGACGGUGUACGAGGCCUGAAAGGAGGAAAGGGGGAAAAGGGAGAAGAUGGAUUCCCUGGCUUCAAGGGAGAUAUGGGAAUCAAGGGUGACAGGGGUGAGCUGGGACCUGCAGGACCCAGGGGAGAGGACGGACCUGAGGGGCCCAAGGGUCGCUCUGGUCUCCCUGGAGACGCUGGCCCUCUCGGACCCAACGGAGAAAAGGGCAAACUGGGUGUUCCAGGGUUGCCAGGAUACCCCGGAAGACAAGGGCCAAAGGGAUCUCAGGGAUUCCAAGGUUUCCCCGGAGCCAACGGAGAGAAAGGAGCAAGGGGACUUGCAGGGAAGGCUGGCCCAAGAGGACAGAGAGGACCAACGGGACCUCGCGGAGAGAGGGGACCAAGGGGACCAACAGGAAAAGCUGGACCAAAGGGUACCUCAGGAAGUGACGGCCCUCCAGGACCUCCCGGUGAGAGGGGUCUUCCAGGGCCUCAGGGGCCAACAGGAUUCCCCGGACCAAAGGGCCCACCCGGCCCCGCCGGGAAAGAUGGUCUGCCCGGACACCCUGGACAGAGAGGCGAGACUGGUUUCCAAGGCAAGACGGGCCCACCUGGACCCCCAGGAGUGGUCGGACCUCAGGGCCCCACAGGUGAGACUGGUCCAAUGGGAGAACGUGGCCACCCCGGACCCCCAGGCCCACCCGGUGAGCAGGGUCUUCCUGGAUCUGCUGGCAAAGAGGGAGCUAAGGGUGACCCAGGUCCCGCUGGCCCGGCUGGUAAGGACGGUCCCCCUGGUCUGAGAGGGUUCCCAGGAGAGAGAGGUCUACCCGGACCAGUGGGGGCUCACGGCCUGAAAGGGAAUGAAGGCCCCGGCGGCCCGCCUGGACCUGCUGGUUCCCCUGGUGAGCGUGGUCCUGCUGGCACAGCCGGACCCACCGGACUCCCCGGACGACCAGGACCUCAAGGACCCCCAGGACCCGCAGGAGAGAAGGGUGGACCGGGAGAGAAAGGACCACAAGGCCCCGCUGGUAGAGACGGUAUCCAGGGACCGGUGGGUCUGCCUGGCCCCGCUGGACCUCUUGGAGCCCCAGGAGAGGAUGGAGACAAGGGAGAGAUUGGAGAGCCAGGCCAGAAGGGAAGCAAAGGAGACAAAGGUGAACAUGGUCCACCUGGUCCUACAGGUCCCCAAGGCCCAGUCGGAGCGCCUGGUCCUGCUGGAGCUGAUGGAGAGCCCGGUCCUAGAGGUCAGCAGGGUCUGUUCGGCCAGAAGGGAGAUGAAGGAGCCAGAGGAUUCAACGGACCCCCAGGCCCAGUGGGACUGCAGGGAUUGCCUGGUCCCGGCGGCGAGAAGGGAGAAACCGGAGACGUUGGUCAGAUGGGUCCUCCCGGUCCCCCUGGCCCCAGAGGCCCCUCCGGACCCCCAGGAGCUGAUGGCCCUCAGGGACCCCCUGGUGGUAUUGGAAACCCUGGUGCUGUUGGAGUGAAGGGUGAUUCAGGUGAAAGCGGAGAGCCUGGUCUUCAGGGAGAACUUGGCGGACCUGGCCCAAGGGGAGAGCGAGGAGAGAAGGGAGAGGGCGGUCCUGCUGGCUCUGCUGGACCCCCUGGCCCUAAAGGUCCCCCUGGAGACGACGGUCCUAAAGGAAGUCCUGGUCCAAGUGGUUUCCCUGGUGAUCCUGGUCCCCCUGGCGAGAUCGGACAGGCUGGUUUAGACGGUCCUCCUGGUGACAAGGGAGACGACGGAGAGGCUGGUCAACCUGGUUCCCCUGGACCCACCGGAGAGUCUGGUCCUUCUGGCCCACCAGGAAAGAGAGGCCCCCAUGGAACAGUUGGACCCGAGGGCAGGCAAGGAGAGAAGGGAGCCAAGGGAGAGUCUGGUUUGGAGGGUCCACAGGGAAAGACAGGCCCAGUUGGUCCUCAGGGAGCACCUGGCAAGCAAGGUUCGGAAGGUCUCAGAGGUAUCCCUGGCCCAGUUGGGGAACAAGGUCUUCCGGGUUCUUCAGGCCCUGACGGACCCCCUGGACCUAUGGGUCCUCCAGGAUUACCCGGUUUGAAGGGAGACUCUGGUAUUAAGGGUGAAAAGGGCCACCCUGGUCUUAUCGGUUUGAUCGGGCCCCCAGGUGAGCAGGGAGAAAAGGGUGACAGAGGUCUGCCAGGCCCCCAGGGAACAUCAGGACCCAAAGGAGACAAUGGAAUUGCUGGCCCCUCAGGUCCUCUUGGUCCCCUGGGACCCCCAGGAUUACCUGGUCCUCCUGGACCUAAAGGAGCUAAGGGAUCAUCGGGUCAAACUGGUCCCAAGGGAGAGACUGGUGUUCCUGGACAACCAGGGCCUCCUGGUCCUCCCGGUGAUGUCAUCCACCCGCUGCCCAUGCAGUCGAAUUCCAAGAGGAGCCGCAGGAACAUCGACGCCAGCCAGAUGAUGGAUGAGGCCAACGCCGACGCCAACUACAAGGACUACGACGACGGCAUGGAGGAGAUCUUCGGAUCCCUCAACUCCCUCAAGCUGGAGAUCGAGCAGAUGAAGCACCCGCUGGGAACGCAGAGCAACCCUGCCCGCACCUGCAAGGACCUGCAACUCUGCCACCCCGACUUCCCCGAUGGUGAAUACUGGAUCGACCCCAACCAGGGUUGCUCGAGGGACUCGUUCAAGGUCCACUGUAAUUUCACAGCAGGAGGAGAGAGCUGCAUCUACCCUGACAAGAAGUCUGAAGGGACUAGGCUCACAUCCUGGGUAAAGGAGAUCCCUGGCUCCUGGUUCAGUGAAUUCAAACGUGGUAAACUGCUCUCCUACGUGGACGCUGAGGGCAACCCCAUCGGCGUGGUCCAGAUGACUUUCCUGAGGCUGCUUAGCGCAGCCGCACGCCAGAACCUAACCUACAACUGCUACCAGUCGGUGGCCUGGCACGACCAGGAUGGGGACUCGUACGACAAGGCCAUCCGCUUCCUGGGGUCCAACGAUGAGGAGAUGUCCUACGACAAUAACCCCUACAUCAGAGCCGUGGUGGACGGCUGUGCGUUGAAAAAGGGCUAUGAAAAGACAGUACUUGAGAUCAACACACCAAAGGUGGAACAGGUGCCUUUUGUUGACAUAAUGUUCAAUGAUUUCGGCGGAGCCACGCAGAAGUUUGGAUUCGAAGUGGGUCCUGUCUGUUUCAUCGGCUAAGACUGUUUACUGAACAAAAUGGAGAAAAUAAACAGCAUAUUUGUUUUGUCAAAAACAAAACACAUGAAAUGAAUAGGACAAUUUUUAUUUGUGUAAAACAUUCUGCGUUCAAUAGCAACAAGUAUGAAUAAAAUACAAAAAUUCAAGAUGAGAAUACUAGAAUACAUUUCUGUAGGAUUUCGUGAGAAAUAAUUAAACGAAAGAGCAACCUUGCAACCUCAGUGUGCCUUCUCUAUCACAUGCAAGUUUUGAAACUGGAUAAGUUAGAUACUACCGACCCCUAUCUUCACCCCUGACCCGUAUCUCCGACCCGAAACCUCCACCCGCUCCCAGUGCACUUGAUGUAGAUCCAGUCUGCCUGUCCAACGCACCCGAGGCAAACCUUUACCUGGAAUUCCACUGGGUUCAGAAGAUUGCCAUGGACUCCAUCCCAUUCGGCAGUUUGCUUCAUUGUUUUGUUUUGAUCUCUUGUUUUUUUUUUUUUUUUUAAUCUCCCUCUUAUCUCCCGCUUUGAAUAUUUUAUUAAUUGGUUCAUUCAUUCGCUCAUUCAUUCAUUCAUUCAUUUCUAAAAAGCUUUGUUUUGUGCAUAAUUGUCUCGCCGUUCUUCUGAAUGGAGCUUAUAUAUAUAAAUAUAUAUAAAUAUUUUUUUUUAUGUUUGUAAGUACUUUCUGUAUAUUUUUCCAGGUAAUGUCGAUUGAUUCUGGCUUCAAAACGUGCAUGUGACCUUUUAGGAGAUGAUGGUUAUUGGAAUACAUCAAAUUUGCAGAUACUGAAGUGAGGAAUUGAAUGUGUAAAUUGGAGAAUAGAUGAGGAAUGCUUGUCUUGUUGCUGGUUGUGAAGCACACCUAAUUGUAAUUUAAGAACCGAAUGAAAAUAAAAGUUGGAGAAAAAAAACUCUGCAUUACUAUAUGAGAGUUGAUUUGUAGAAAACAAAAUGUGUCAAGAAAACAAAAUACACAAAAACAUUCCUCCUCUCCUUGUGUCCUCCUGAACGAAGUGCCUAUUUUGGUGGCAUUUGGAGAUUUUAUUAACUUAAUCAACUGUCUUUUUUACAUCAUUUUUUUCCCCAAUACUUCACUAUCUCUGAUCUAUCAACCUAUAUAUGCAACGUGACAUGUCACAUUUCAAUGAAGCACAGGAAAUCAAGACUUAGGUGCUAUUUUCUCUCUGUGGUGCUAUGAUAUUUUCUAGUUUGUUAUUUUGAAAGUACAGUCAUCUGAUGUUGGUGAUGUUAACCUGUCACCAUGACUACCCUUUCUGCCUCUGACCCUCUUAGCCAUUACCUCUGGCCAAAUAACAUCUUCACUGCAUUCUUAUUUAUGUCCAGGGGUGUUUUAAUGCAUGCCAGUUUGCUUCAUAUUCAUUCAUAGAUCAAUGCAGUAUAUUAUUUGAUGUACUUCUCUGCUUCCAAGGCCCACUUAGUAACUACUCUACCAGAGUCUGAUCAUACUGCAAUUUACUUAGAAUGUGUUAAUUGAAAUAAGAUUGUACUCGAAUGCCAAAUGUGGGUCUAAUUUAUCUAACUUUCUUAGAUGUCUUUAAAAAGGAAAGAAAGUAGAAGCGAUACUGCAAUGUUUCCAUAUCAUGGUUCCAAGACUUGGUGCAUUUUGUGGAUGGAUCUCAGUGAUUGGUGUUAUGUGUAAUGGAUCAUCUUUUUCCACUUCGUCAAGCUUUUUCAUGCUUUCCUUUUUCAGGGGUGGGGUGGAGGUGACUGGUUUGGUACCUGAAAUCCUCAACUCUCUUACCAAAGGUUUUGUUUAUACAUAGCUUUAAGUUUCUAGAGGGCCAUGAAUCGAUUACAUAGUUUGAAAUCCACUAUUGUUUUAAAAAUGUGACAGAAUUUUCAAAUGAUGAUUAAAAUCAGAUGUAUCAUAUAAAAGAAAAACAUCUAAAAAUAAAAAAAUAUUAAUUAAUAAAAAGGAAAAAUGUAGUUUAUUGUUCAUCAGAUUAGCCAGUUUAAAGGAAGAAAAGCCAGAUGAAAAGCUUGUUUUUGUAUUGUUCUGAUUUACCUGUUGGUUUACUUCCUAUAGCCCCUAGUUAUCCCCUUUGUACAAACUAUGCACUCUGCCUGCUUUUUACCACUACAACAUCAUCACUUUUUACUGUCCUGCAUAAGUAGCUUGAUUUUUGUUAAGUUUGACCGUUUUUACCUUCUAGAUAUGUGACUUGAAACAUUUCUGUUAAAAUAGCUGAAUACACUUAUUGAUAAUCGUUUUAAAAUUUUCAUUUCGAUAAAUCAUGCCAAAUUUAACAUUUUUGCUCUCAAUACAAGGACAAAACAAUUUUGUAAAUUUUCAGAACCAGCAGUCAAUAAAGUUUUUUUUAUUUUAUUUUUAUUUUUUACAUUUGUCUGUUCAUUCAUUUGUUUUUACGGUCUUGUCAAACCUGUGUAAGAGAGGAUAGGAGAUGGUGUUUUUGUCAAUAAAUUCAAGUUUACUGUG
Messenger RNA from Oncorhynchus nerka (sockeye salmon), 8768 nucleotides. Its product is annotated as collagen alpha-1(XI) chain-like. Lineage: Eukaryota; Metazoa; Chordata; Actinopteri; Salmoniformes; Salmonidae. The transcript is spliced from 60 exons. Gene Ontology annotation, biological process: extracellular matrix organization. The record is from RefSeq and is a predicted model, not a curated record. Bases 289 to 6327 code for a protein of 2012 amino acids. Gene Ontology annotation, molecular function: extracellular matrix structural constituent conferring tensile strength.